AUGUUGAAACUAAAGACCCUUGCAAAGGCAUGCAACUCAACUGCACUGCGUUCCAUUUCUACGACAGCACCUGUUAACGAAUCCGAUUCAUGGUUCUCCAAGCUAUUGGUACGUAAAAUUGAACCAACCAAAGAAUCACACAGUCGCAUGCUUAGUGACAAAGAAAUUAUCUAUGCCUUACAUACGCACAAUGUCCGUCCAGAUUCCAUGGAAGAUUAUUUAAAGAACUACAAAACAACUGUAGAACUGAUCAGAGAUAAAAAAGCAAAUCUUUCACAGGAAUUGGUUGCCUCAUGGACGGUACAAGUUGGUGAUAUGGAUCAAUGUCUGCAUUUAUGGAAAUAUACUGGUGGUUUUGAGAAAAUCGAUCAAGCCAAAGAAGAUUUGUGGCAUGAUCCGGAAUACUUGGGCUUAAUGAAGGAUCGUUCCAAAUUCCUUAGAUCUCGUCAUUUGCAAUAUUUGUUGCCAUUCAGUUAUUGGCCUCAAAUUGAAAAACGUAGUGGCAAUAAUAUUUAUGAAAUGCGUUCUUAUCGUCUGAAACCUGGUACCAUGAUUGAAUGGGGUAAUAACUGGGCCCGUGCCAUAAACUUCCGUAAAAAUAACAAUGAAGCCUUUGCUGGAUUCUUUUCGCAAAUAGGUCGUCUCUACAAUGUUCAUCAUAUUUGGUGUUACAAAUCAUUACAGGAUCGCAAAGAAACACGUGAAGCUGCAUGGCGUUCACCCGGCUGGGAUGAAUGCGUUGCCUAUACCGUCCCCUUGAUUAGAGAAAUGCACUGCCGCAUUUUAUCGCCCACAGUCUUUUCACCAACUCAAUAGA
Molecule: messenger RNA, 817 nt
Organism: Musca vetustissima
Lineage: Eukaryota; Metazoa; Arthropoda; Insecta; Diptera; Muscidae
Gene: Nipsnap
Product: protein NipSnap
Exons: 6
Coding region: 1-816 (271 amino acids)
Cellular component (GO): mitochondrion
Source: RefSeq, a predicted model, not a curated record